AAAGACCGAUGGAACUGUCCAGGUAUCCAUUUUCCCCGCUUGGGGAAUUGCAUGUAAUUUCCACUUGCGUUCGGCCUAAUGCUUCCCCCAAAAGCCCGCCCACGUAGGCAAGCAACGCGCAUAACUUUUUGGGGCUGUGAAGAAGAGAGCCUCGUGUCCCUGUUGUGACAUUUGAGCCGGCCAUGGCCGAAAGCGGCGCAGCUGAAGGCAGUCCGCCAUCAGCACACAAUGUCCAUCCCGCCGAAACGGCAGUAUCGGCCACGGCCACGGCCACGGCGACUGGUCUGCCCGAGAAUCACCAGGACGCCGCCGACACGCCGUCAGACCCACCGAGCGAGGAAAAUGGCGCCGUGGCAUCUGAGGCCGCCGCAGAGUUCAACGACGAUCAGGGCGACCAGGGCGAAGUCGAACCGGGUGAAGUUGAACCGGGCGAAGACGGCGAUGGCGAUGGCGACGGCGAUGGCGACAGCGACGGCGACGGCGCUCGUGACACUUCCCGCUUUAUCGCCCACGGAGACUCCAAGUCCGUCGCUCCCCGCAUCAAGGAUUCCCACUGGGAAGCGCACAAGGAUAAGAUCCUAAAACACUACGUCGCCGAGAACAAUACUCUGGACGCUCUUAUGGAGAUUAUGGACAGAGAAUACAGCUUCAAACCCUCUACGUGCAUCGCAUAGGGACCAUCUGGGGAGUAAAGAAAUAUAAACAGCAAACAUUUGACAAAAGCCCCAAGAAGAGAGGGCCCGGGACGACGGGAGACGCAAAGUCUCCCGACCUAGGCGCUGAUCAACCUCGCCAGAUCAUCGCAAGUCAUUCAAAGUGGCAGACUAGACCUCGGCCCGUAGAUUCGGCUGAUUGCGAUGCUGCAGAGAGGGACCGGGAGGGAAGGCAGUCGUCGCACCAGGCAAUAUUGCC
Lasiosphaeria miniovina is the source of this 912-nucleotide messenger RNA. RefSeq lists its product as uncharacterized. Bases 183 to 674 code for a protein of 163 amino acids. Lineage: Eukaryota; Fungi; Ascomycota; Sordariomycetes; Sordariales; Lasiosphaeriaceae. The transcript is spliced from 3 exons. The record is from RefSeq and is a predicted model, not a curated record.